AUGGCGACACUCUGGCUUGUCCUGGGCGUUAUUGCUGGCCUCUUCCUGUACGUACGGGCGAACGAUGCGAAGCUCAAACGCACCCCGCCUGAGGCCAUGUCUUUCUCGCCUCAACGAUGGACGGAAGACGCGGUGCGACGCACGGCUGACCGUUUGGCGGAUUCACCCAGGUCGCUACUGACAGUCGAUCAACUGCCGAAGCAAACAGGCCGACGAUACAUUAUCACUGGAGGAGCUGGUUUCUUGGGCGGAUGGAUGGUCUUGCAUCUGCUCGCCCGCGGAGAGGACCCACGCCGCAUACGAGUAAUCGACAUCCGAAUGCCAGCCCGUAAAGACCUCACCGAGGGCGCAGCGAAAGAUGUGGACUACAUUCUCGUCGACGUGACUGACGCGAAGGCGGUCGACGCUGCAUUCAGCAAGCCCUGGCCUUCAGCGCAAUCCGACGUCCCUGGGGCCCCGGAGCCUGAAGUGACUGUCUUCCAUACCGCCGCCACCAUCCGCUUUUUCGAGCGCCAUCCAGACCUCCUUCGGCACUCCAAUGAGGUCAAUGUGCGAGGGACCGAGAAUGUAGUGAACGCAGCUCGGCGCGUUGGUGUAUCCACACUCGUGUCUACGUCGUCUGGUUCCAUCUGCGUGUGGAACAAUCGCUUCUGGCUUUGGCCAUGGGAGAAAGAGCCAAAAUAUUUUGUCCAGCCCGUCAACGAUGACUCUUCUAUCCCAAAACGACACGAAGACUAUUUUUCCAACUAUGCAGCUUCGAAACAUACCGCGGAAAAAUUCGUGCGAGCUGCUGACAAGACACCCUCUGGCCAGCGCGUGCUUCGGACAGGCUGCAUUCGACCUGGCAAUGGCAUCUAUGGCCCCGGUGGAGAUUUAAUGGUGGGCAAUUACCUGACGAGGAAGACCAAUCCUUCGUGGAUUCAAACCAUGAUUCAGUCCCUCAUUUACGCGGAGAACUGCUCCCUCGCGCACCUUUGCUAUGAGGCGCGCCUCAUCGAGCUCCAACAAGGCAGCAAGAACCCGGACAUUGGCGGGCAGGCAUUUUGCGUCGCGGACGCGGGUCCGCCGCCUCUGUACGGGGAGGUGUACGACGCCGUUACCCAAGUCAGCAAAGGCCAGACGGAAUUUAUGUACCUUUCCUUCACUGCGAUGCUCGCGUUGGCCCAGCUCGUUGAGUGGUACUAUCUCGCGCGUUAUUUCUUGCUGCAGUCGCGCUUCGCCUUCCUUGGACGUAUCAUGCCGCCCGUCACUGGUGAUAUUGUCUUUCUGCAACCGUCCAUGUGGGCGCUGACCGGCAUACACCUCUGGUUCAAUGACUCGCGGGCGCGGUUAGCCCCAGAGAAAGGCGGACUAGGCUACAACGGCGACAUUACGACGAUGGAAGGAGUUUGCAAAUCUGUUAUUGAACAUCAGAGGGAUGGCGGGAAGUCCCUGCAGCGUGUCAUCGCAGGGCACAAGGAAGUCGGGCAUGGGUUCGCCCCGAAUAGAGCAGAAAAUGGCCCCGCAAGGAUCAUUGCUGCGGUAGAGAACGGCCCUGCGAAGAUCAUCGAGAAGGUGGAGAGCGGUAUCGCCAUACACGCUGCGAAUGGGCACAACUAA
Molecule: messenger RNA, 1599 nt
Organism: Fibroporia radiculosa
Lineage: Eukaryota; Fungi; Basidiomycota; Agaricomycetes; Polyporales; Fibroporiaceae
Exons: 2
Coding region: 1-1599 (532 amino acids)
Biological process (GO): ergosterol biosynthetic process
Cellular component (GO): endoplasmic reticulum
Molecular function (GO): 3-beta-hydroxy-Delta5-steroid dehydrogenase (NAD+) activity; 3-beta-hydroxysteroid dehydrogenase [NAD(P)+]/C4-decarboxylase activity
Source: RefSeq, a predicted model, not a curated record